This is a messenger RNA of Cynara cardunculus var. scolymus (artichoke), 3873 nucleotides long. RefSeq names its product leucine-rich repeat receptor-like serine/threonine-protein kinase At1g17230. Gene Ontology annotation, biological process: protein phosphorylation. Bases 1 to 3411 code for a protein of 1136 amino acids. The transcript has 3 exons. The record is from RefSeq and is a predicted model, not a curated record. Lineage: Eukaryota; Viridiplantae; Streptophyta; Magnoliopsida; Asterales; Asteraceae. Gene Ontology annotation, molecular function: ATP binding; protein kinase activity; protein binding.
AUGCCAACCCUCAUGAAUCUUGAUCUUGGAAAACAUUUUUGGGCCUUCACGCUCCUUAUGUUAUCGAUUGUUAUCCUUGUCCAUUCAAUAAACGAAGAGGGUGCUGUACUUUUGGAGUUCAAACUCUCUCUUGCUGACCCAAGUAGCAAUCUUCAUAAUUGGAAUCCAUCUGAUUCGUUUCCUUGUGCUUGGAUCGGUAUAGGCUGUACCGAUGAUCAUAAGGUAAAUUCUAUAAACCUCCAUGGCCUUAAUUUAUCUGGCUCUUUAUCGUCAACCAUUUGUAAGCUUUCGUUUUUAACUGAAUUGAACAUGUCCAAGAACUUCAUAUCUGGUUCCAUUCCUAAAGGUUUAGCUUCCUGCCAACAUUUGGAGGUUUUAGACCUCUGCACAAAUAGAUUUCGUGAUGAUUUCCCCACUCAAAUAUGCACAAUUUCCUCCCUAAAAGUGCUCUCCUUAUGUGAAAAUUAUAUUGGUGGUCAGAUACCUGAUGACAUUGGGAAAUUGAUUUUGUUGGAAGAGCUUGUUGUUUACAGUAAUAAUCUCACUGGGAUGAUUCCCAAGUCCAUUGGUAGAUUGAAACAGCUUAAAAUAAUCAGGGCGGGUGUAAAUUCUUUGUCGGGGCCGAUUCCUAGUGAGGUCGGUGAAUGUGAAAACCUGCAGGUUUUUGGGUUAGCACAGAAUAAUUUAGAUGGUCCAUUUCCUAGAGAGCUUCAAAAGAUCAAGAAUCUGAGUAGUUUGGUCCUUUGGCAAAAUCUUUUAUCUGGCAAAAUUCCUCCCGAGAUUGGGAAUUUCAGCAGCUUGGAAUUACUUGCACUUCAUGCAAACUCUUUCUCUGGAAGCAUUCCAGAAGAAAUUGGUAAGCUCACACAACUGAAGAAGUUGUACCUGUAUACGAACCAGUUGAACGGUACAAUUCCACAAGAACUAGGGAAUUGUCUAAAGUUAGUUGAGAUUGAUCUUUCUGAAAACCAUUUAACUGGGGUUAUCCCAAAAAAGUUGGGCCAGAUAACAAACCUCCGCCUGCUUCAUCUUUUCGAAAACCUCCUGGUGGGUGGCAUUCCAAAUGAGCUUUCACAUUUGAAAGAGCUUCGGAAACUAGACUUGUCGAUAAAUAACCUGACAGGGGAAAUUCCUUCAGGCUUUCAAAACAUCUCAUUCUUGGAAAGUUUUCAGCUUUUUGAUAAUCAUCUUGAGGGAAGCAUCCCUCCAUUGAUAGGAGCUAGUAGUAACCUCUCAGUUCUUGACAUAUCCAUGAAUAAUCUUGUGGGAACCAUACCUCCACACCUUUGCAAAUUUCAGAAGCUAAUGUUUCUAAGCCUGGGAUCGAAUAAGUUAUCUGGCAACAUUCCCCGUGAUCUGAAAUCAUGCAAAUCUCUUAUACAGUUGAUGUUAGGAGACAAUUUGCUUACUGGUAGCCUCCCUCUUGAGUUCUCCAACCUUUAUAACCUUUCCGCUCUUGAACUACAUCGAAACCACUUCACUGGGCCUUUACCCUCAGAAAUAGGCCAGUUAAAGAAUUUGAAAAGACUUCACUUGUCUGACAAUUACUUCUUUGGUCACAUUCCUCCUGAAAUCGGGAAUUUGGUUCAGCUUGUUACAUUCAAUGUCUCUUCUAAUCAGCUUUUUGGGGACAUUCCUCAGGAGCUGAUGAAUUGCUUAAAUCUCCAGAGACUUGACCUGAGCAGGAACUGGUUUACAGGCCAAGUUCCUUCUGAAGUUGGCAAUUUGGUAAAUCUUGAGUUGCUCAAGUUGUCGGAUAACAGAAUGAAUGGACCAAUACCAACUUCAUUAGGGAAGCUGGCACGUCUUACUGAAUUGCAGAUGGGUGGUAAUUUUUUCUCUGGCAAUGUCCCUUUUGAGCUUGGUCAACUCACUGCUCUUCAGAUUUCACUCAAUAUCAGUCAUAACUCUCUUUCUGGCACAAUACCUCAGAACCUUGGGAACUUGUUGAUGUUGGAAUCACUUUACUUGAAUGAUAAUCUACUUGAUGGAGAAAUUCCUGCAUCAAUCGGCCAGUUAGUGAGCCUCUUGGUCUGUAAUCUUUCUAACAAUGGCUUGUUUGGGGCUGUUCCAAACACUCCCAUUUUUAGAAGGAUGGAUCCUAGCAACUUUGCAGGAAACCAUGGCCUAUGCAUUUUGGAUUCAAAUUCAAACCAUUGUCAACCACCUUCAAUCCCGCGAUCUAGUCAACAUUCUGGCUGGUUCAAAGAUCGGUUCUCAAAGGAUAAAGUAGUGAGCAUUGUUUCUGCUACUGUAGGGUUUUUCUCUUUAAUCUUUGCCAUGGGUGUUUGUUGGGCUAUAAAGCACCGAAAACCAGUCUGUGUGCCAUUUGAAGAAGAUCACAUUAAGCCUGAUGUGUUGGACAAUUACUACUUUCCAAAGGCGGGAUUCAGAUAUCAGGAUCUUGUUGAAGCAACUCAUAACUUUUCAGAGGAUGUUGUGAUCGGAAAAGGAGCAUGUGGGGUGGUGUACAAGGCGAUCAUGGCUAAUGGUGAGGUGGUGGCAGUGAAAAAGUUGAAGUCCAGUGGAGGAGGUGCUGAUGUUGACCGUAGCUUCCUUGCUGAAAUAUCAACUCUUGGAAAAAUCCGUCACAAGAAUAUUGUGAAGCUUUAUGGUUUUUGCUACCAUCAGGAAUCCAAUCUUCUAUUAUAUGAGUAUAUGGAAAACGGGAGUCUAGGAGAACUACUUCACGGGCAAAAUCAUGCUCAUUUUCUUGACUGGGAUGCUAGAUACAAGAUCGCCCAUGGAGCAGCUGAAGGGUUAUGCUAUCUCCACAAUGACUGUAGACCCCACAUUAUCCAUCGCGAUAUAAAGUCAAACAACAUAUUAUUGGACAAAGUGCUUCAGCCUCAUGUCGGAGAUUUUGGUUUGGCAAAGCUGAUGGACUUCUCUUGUUCCAAAUCCAUGUCCGCUGUUGCUGGUUCAUACGGCUACAUUGCCCCAGAAUAUGCGUAUACAAUGAAAGUAACAGAAAAGUGCGAUAUCUACAGUUUUGGAGUGGUUCUUUUGGAACUUGUUACUGGGAGGCCUCCGGUUCAACCCCUUGAUCAGGGUGGGGAUCUUGUGACAUGCGUUAGAAGAUCGAUUCAUGGGAUGGUUCCAGUUUUGGAUCUCUAUGACAAAAGGUUAGACUUGAGUUGUAAAAGGACAACCGAUGAGAUGUCUCUCUUUUUAAGGAUAGCAUUGUUUUGCACUAGUCCAUCUCCACUCAAUCGGCCAACAAUGAGAGAAGUCGUAGCAAUGAUGAUUGACGCUAAGGAGGUCACCAGCAAUUCACUCUCAUCUCCAUCAUCAGAAACUCCUCUAGAUGAUGCUAAUUCUUGUAAAGGUUAUGUAGAGCCAGCAGAAAUGGGCACUAGUCCCUGGCAGUCUUCCUCAUCCUUGCGUCACUUGGAUUAUCUGAGUAAAUAAUGGUAUCUGGUAUGCUUGAUUUUGAUCAGCCAAGGUCAGACUAUCAUCUCUCAUUCUUAUUGUACAAAAAGAAAAGAAUAAAAAAGAUAAUGGAACAUAGUUUCCAGUUAUUGAAUGGGAACUUUCGCCGGGUUUUUUAAGUAAACUCAACAACCCUCAUAUCCUUCUAUGUCAUACCAAUUAGAAUACAUACAGAAAUGAUUCUCAUGACUCUGAAUUCAAGAUUAGAAUUUGUUCUAUUGAUCAUAACUUGUAUACCAACACUAAUCAUCAAGUUCCAACCUUUGUUUUCGGAUUCUAUUUAAAUUGUUCUUAAAAUAAUAGUAGACAAUUCUGCGAAGUUGAAAUUGGUUGGAAGUAGAAGUUGGAAGACAGGUUGUAUGCUAAUUAUUGAAGAUGGCUUAUGCUGAUUUUACUGGUUCAACUCCAGUAUUUUGAAAUAAAGUUCUUCUCUUCCUUGUC